This is a messenger RNA of Candidozyma auris, 1833 nucleotides long. RefSeq names its product Gyp8p (gene GYP8). Gene Ontology annotation, biological process: endoplasmic reticulum to Golgi vesicle-mediated transport; positive regulation of GTPase activity. Gene Ontology annotation, cellular component: endoplasmic reticulum membrane. Bases 1 to 1833 code for a protein of 610 amino acids. The record is from RefSeq and is a predicted model, not a curated record. The transcript has a single exon. Gene Ontology annotation, molecular function: GTPase activator activity. Lineage: Eukaryota; Fungi; Ascomycota; Pichiomycetes; Serinales; Metschnikowiaceae.
AUGCUGACGUCGUUUGAGCGGGGCGUCUCCAAGGAGUGGGUCGACUUCCACCAGAUGGACCCGCUGCUAUAUAAGGAGGAGGGCCCGCUAAGUGAAACGGUGAUAGGCCUCAAGAGCAAAGCUGUCGCUGAGGCCGUCGAAGCGGGUGACUGGAAUAAAGUCAGAGAAUAUUGCCGUACUCUGGAUGGCCUCGUGAGCAACACGUUGCGCCAGGCGGCUUGGCCUGCGCUUGUCGGGGUCUCGGAGGUGUCGUUGAGUUUACAGACGCUUGACCAGCUAGACACGAACGACUUGGCUGAGCAUAAGGAUGAAGACCAGGUCUCUUUGGACAUUAAGCGGCUGUUCACGGUCUCGUCGCAUUUGCACUCUCUCCCUCCCGCAGGCGGGCUGUUUGCCACGGUCUUUCUGCCUGAGGACAUUGAGGAGUUGCGCAGACGGCUCUUUGGGCUCGUUGUGCGUGUUUUGCGUAAGUACCCAUGCUUACACUACUACCAAGGGUUUCACGACGUGGCCAGCGUGGUGCUUAUGGUCUUCUACAACCUGCUGACGAAACUGGUGGAUGAGACGUUGGCGUUCGCCGUUUUGGAGCGUCUUGCCGUGCUCCACUUGCGUGACUUUAUGCUCCCCAGUAUCGACCUCACUAUCAACCACUUGAAGGUUAUGGCUGCUUUACUUGAAGAAAUAGACCCGCAGUUGUUCCAUCUUGCCUGCGUUUCGAGCCAGUCCUUCCAGUGCACCUCGGGACAAUAUUACGACUAUAAGUUUAUUGAGCCUCUCCUGGCAAUCCUCACUAUUUUCAGCCACGACUUAUCAAACAUGAGCUUACUUCUUCCCCUUUGGGAUUUUGUGCUAAGCUACAAUUCUGUGGCUGCAAACUUGUACAUUUAUGUCGCAGCGUUGCAACACUUCAAAGACGACAUCAUGACCAAACUAGAGAUUAAUGACGAUCCAGACACCGCCCUAUAUUAUAUCGAUCCUUCUCAGACCCACGCUGCUUUGAGCGCCUCGAACUUGUUUGAGAAUAUCACCAACGAGGAUCUACUGCAAAUUUUGAGCAAAGCAAAGAAGCUUAUCGAAGCAUUCCCCUUGCUGAAACUCACCAAUAAGUCAUCCACCACAGAUAUUUGGUUUGGCCAGUUCAAUACGGAGUCUGUGUUAGUUACUUCAUCGGCUUUAGAUGGACCCACAGACAUGCUGCACUUAUUUGAUUCGACUGAAUUAAGCAGGAUCCUCGAGCGCCAGCAUCAACAACAGCAGGCAGAGGCAGCACAUGCUAGCGAAUUGCUUGCUCACCACAUAGAGCAAAGUGCGUUGACAGAUUCUAUCACAUCGACUGAAGACGACAUCGACUCCACUAGAAUGGGCCUGCUUUCAUCUUCGUUAUCCAGUUUGGGUGCAGUAUCCAAUUCCUUGAACCACACAUUGGUCAACAAGUCUUCUGUCAUAUUCAGAAAGAUAUUUAGCCACUCUAGUGACAGCAUCGAGAACGAGGAGAACUCUGUGGCGAAACGUAAUAAGAGAGCAGGUCUACAUUACAACAUCUACAAGAUCAGCGUCAGUGUUGGAUUCGUUGGCUUCUUGAUACACUGCUUACUUCGUCACAGCGAGCUAAGCAUACGAAAUUACACCUUCGGACCCCUUGGGCUGAUUAAUUCCAUCAGCUCGUCUUUUGAAUCUCUCAUUCCGGAGGCCUUAACUACUGUGCGCCAUGGCAUUCGUGAAGUCGCUGGCGGCAUCACGUCCAAAUUUAGCGAUGUGGUCGAUAUGAGUCUUGAUCUCACGCAAAUUGGUCUUGGUACCUUGCGUGACUCUAUACAUAUAUUAAGCACAUGA